This is a messenger RNA of Hemibagrus wyckioides, 2709 nucleotides long. RefSeq names its product actin filament-associated protein 1-like 2. Gene Ontology annotation, molecular function: SH3 domain binding; SH2 domain binding. Gene Ontology annotation, cellular component: cytosol. The record is from RefSeq and is a predicted model, not a curated record. NCBI's taxonomy places the organism in Eukaryota, Metazoa, Chordata, Actinopteri, Siluriformes, Bagridae. Gene Ontology annotation, biological process: regulation of interleukin-6 production; inflammatory response; positive regulation of interleukin-8 production. The coding region runs from base 238 to 2109 and encodes 623 amino acids. The transcript has 16 exons.
GUUUGGGAGGCGUGCUGAAGGGGAGUGUGUUGUGAAGUUAAGUGUGUGUGUGUGUGUGUGUGUGAGCGAGAGAGAUAGAUCAGAGUUGGAGAAGAGAAGUGUGCACUGGUUUUUGGUGUUCUGAAGUUUCUGUGAUUGAGUCAUCAGUUCAUCCAGAGAAUGGAGAGAUGAACAGAGGAAGGAGGCAGAGGGCUCGCACUGGGGGAUUUUAGACAGCUUCUGGUUUAUUUCCCAGCGAUGGACAAACAAAAAGAAUUCCCUGGGGCUGGUGGCCGAGUGUCGUGUUUCAGUCUCAGCUGCUCUGGAGGCAGCCGCUGCGUCUCACUGCAGGAUUUUCUGGCUCGGCUGGUUUCGGACCUGCAGGCGUUCCUCCUGGUUCUGGAUGGCGAGAACCUCAGCUACAUCGCUCAGGCCAAGAAGAAGUCCAUCUCAGAGCUUCUGUCCAAUCUGCAGGAGAACAAAGACACAGUGGUAGUGGAGGACGCAGAGUACAUGAUCAUGAACUGUCCCUCUGGAGGCCCAGCUAAUGACCUGAGGAGAAACUCGGCUACUGAUCCGGUUUCAGCUGGAAAUCCUCAUCUCGAGUGGCUUCGCUGCCCGUCUCUGGCUCCUGUGGUUCCUUCACAGCCUCCAUACAGGUUGGAGGAAGAUGAGGACUGUUACGAGGAGGCGGAGCCUUUUAUUCCAGCCAAUCAGUCUACAGAUAAACUGGACUCUGAGAGCAGUCAUUACGAGUCGUACGGUGAGGAAGACGAUGAUGUCCCUGUGGACCGAGCUCACUAUAUCCAGUGUGGCUCGUCUCAGCCCUGCCUGCGUCCUGUCCCCGAGUCUCGGCUCUGUGAGUACCUGUGGAGGAAGAAGUGGCUCGGUCAGUGGACACGUCAGCUCUUCAUCAUUAAACAAGACUCCUUACUGUGUUUUAAGUGCGCUAAAGACCUCCAGCCUCUGCUGGAGAUGAAGCUGGCGGGCUGUCAGGUGGUGUACAAGUCCAAACACAGUAAGAAGAUGCAGCAUGAGCUGAAGGUGGUGGGCGGAUCCGACACGCUCAUCCUGGGCUUCCAGAGCUGCAGCCAGGCCGAGGAAUGGAGGAAGACCAUUGAAGAGCUCAGCGGCUCUUUAUACUGCGAGCCAGAAUCCACGUGUUCCUCGUCUAUUCUGAAGAGUGAAAGACUGGAUUCUUGCAGGUCAAGCUCAGUCCUCCACACUGAUUCGGAUGAGGAGAUCCUCUCUGCUCCUUCUUCUGCUCUGAGCAGCACUGAGAUCAGCAGCUAUAAAGACAGAGCGGGGUAUCUGAAUGUGUUGAUGAACUAUCAGUGGCAGACUCUGUGGUGUCGAGUGGAUGCCGGAGUCCUGAAUCUGUUCAGUGAUGAAAGCAGUGAAGUGACGCCACAGUACACAGUGCAGCUCAGAGGGAGCGAGAUCCGCCCCGAUACACACACACACACACACCGCAUUACUAUACUCCAGCACGGAGACCAGGUGGCUGUCUUGGAGGCCAGCUGUCCUGAUGAUAAAGAGCACUGGGUCCAGCUCCUGCGGGAUGGGAGCUCUGCUGAUGUUGUAUCUCCAAAUCAACGCAACAGUCAUGAGUCACUGAGCGGUCUGAAGACUCGGACUCUCCCCAACGCUAACACGUACAUGGACGACCCCUUUCAGCAGCUCUGUGGUUCAGUCCGCGGAUCCCCAAUCUACUGCAACACCGCCUCACUGGAGCGCAUGCUUCACAAAUCCCACCCUGGUGGAAACGGAGGAUCAUCAGACUCUGCAGAAUACAGCAACUGCGACAUCUUCAGAAGCAACAGUAAGAAAGUGUAUGAGGUGGAGCGCGGUGUGCAGAAACUGCAGCUCACAGGUAAACGGGUGCAGGUGAGAGCGGGGUCAGAGGUCAACCUCGUCAGCUUGGGGAAGAAACCGGCCAAACGUUCGUCCUUCAGACAGUCACUGCUGCCCUUCUGCUCGGACAGAGCGCAGGGAGGGUUUUUGACUCCACUCUUGAGGAGAACAGCUUCAGCAAAGCUUUCUCUGGGGCGAUCUCCGUCCACUCUGUUCAUUGAACACGGUCAUGUCUUUCACAGGAGGAAGGAGUGGGAGACGAAGGCUUCGGCUUGACCCAGACUCACUCUCUGCAUCCUGUACACAUUCCUUUCCUCUUAUUAUUAUUAUUAUUAUUAUUAUUAUUAUUAUUAUUACUUGCACUGAGAAUAAUAUUAUUCCUCAGCAUGUGGAUCAUGCAUAUUUUUGUAAUUUUAUUAUUUUUUUUUUUUUACAUUUUUUGGGUCUUAUUACUUCAUAACAGAUUUCCUGAUCACAUUUUCAGCUUCUUUUCCUUCUCACAUGUCUGGAUUUAUUUAUCCUAAAAUCUCUCUGAGGAAUCUCUUAAUAAUGAGAGACACUGCAGUCUUUAGUCUCUUUAGUGUGUGGAAGUGAUUUUAGGGGUCCAAGCACCGGGUGUGAGAAUAAUUACCUCUUGGUUAACGCUCUCUCUGCAGCUCUGUGGUGAUUUUAUUCUGCUGCACAUAUUUUAUACAAAUCUCUUUUUUUAACGAAGUGCCUUAAUGAUUCAUUUUUUUAAUUAUCUUUUUUUAAAGAUGCAUGGAGUCGUGUUCAGUGUCAGUGUAGGAUGUUUUUUAUUGCUAUAAUGUAAAAUGGAUAUCUGUGAUGAUGAUGAAUCUGUUUAUAAUAUUUGUAUAAUAAAUAAACCAGCGUUUG